AUGUCCCAACCGUCAGAAGGGGCUCUGCUGGGCGAAAAGGAAAAAAUCAAGGAAGCUAACGCAGCCAUUUUUCAUCAACCUUUAAACCUUCAGUUCGAUACUGGUGAUGAGUAUAUCAACUUUCGUCAAAAAUGGUGGCAGUUGUGGUUACCCAAGGACCCACCACCUCCAGCUCCCCCGUCUCUGGAGGAUGCAGUUCUGACGCCUUUGGCCAAUGCUUCCAUUUUCUCUCAGCUCACCUACGCCUGGGUAACCGAUAUUAUGGUUCUCGGAUAUCAGCGCACGUUACAGGCGUCUGAUCUAUACAAAAUGGACACACCCCGAGAGUCAGCCGUCCUUGCCGCUAAACUUGAAGCUGCAUGGCAGCGGCGUGUUAGGGCAGCAGCCGACUGGAAUGCGCGUCUUCAGAAUGAAGAACUCAAGCCAUCUCUCUUCAAGCGUACCGGCUGGGCCUUACGUGCAAUUUCCAGGAAAGAACAUAAGCAAGGCGCGACUUGGUCCGAACGACGGGCAUUGUUUCAGAAUCGUUGGCGAGAAUCCGCAGGGCGGAAAGAGGCCAGCCUUACUUGGGCUUUGAAUGAUGUUUUUAGUAGGAUGUUCUGGAUCGGAGGUGUAUUCAAGGUCUUCAGUGAUAUGGCACAACUCAUGGGUCCUCUCGUCCUCCGGCAAAUUAUCGUCUUCGCGGAGGAGCGUUCCGCUGCAAUCGUUGCUGGAAAACCUGUCCCCAAUGUCGGUCACGGUAUCGCCAUGGCUCUUGGACUCUUCGCACUUACUGUAGCAACAAGCAUCUGCAACCACCAGUUCUUUUGGCGUUCAAUGGAAACAGGCGUACUGGCUAGAGCCGCACUGAUAACAUGCAUUUACGAGCGUGGCGUGAACCUCACAGCCAAGGCACGUGUCAAACUCAACAACGCUGCGCUUGUCAACCAUAUUUCUACGGACGUGAGCAGGAUUGAUUCGUGUGCGCAGUGGUUUGUCGUAGUUUGUCUAAUCAUUCUUAUAAUUGAGCUCGGGCCGUCCGCGCUCGCUGGUUUCUCGCUAUUCGUCCUCAUGAUUCCAAUUCAACAGCGGUUAAUGACAUUGCAGUACCGUAUUCGCUUGGGGUCGAUGAAGUGGACUGAUCAACGAGCCAAAGCCCUGCUGGAGAUAAUCGGGGCCAUACGUGUUGUCAAGUACUUCUCAUACGAGGUUCCCUUCCUUCAAAAAAUCUUCGAGCUUCGAAAGAAGGAACUGCGCGGUGUCCGAUGGAUUCUUUACUCCAGUUCAGCGAACUUUGCGCUCGCUCUUUCGCUCCCAGUCCUCGCUGCUACACUAGCUUUUGUCACAUACACUCUUACAGUGCACAACUUCAACGUUGCUGUCAUAUUCACUUCGCUGAGUUUGUUCCAGCUACUGCGGCAACCAAUGCUAUACAUUCCGCGCUCUCUAUCGUCCAUUUCCGACGCGUCCAGCGCGAUCCAGCGGCUUACCUCCGUGUUCCACGCAGAGCUCAUUUCCGGAGAUACAUUCGUGAUCGACAAGGACCAAGAACCCGCACUCCUGGUGAUGGACGCAACGUUUGAGUGGGAGUCGUUUAAGAAAGAUGCUGGUGAAGCUUCCAGCUCGAAGAAGGGCAACGACAGGAGCGCGAAGGAAGACUUGGCGAAGGAAAAGCCCGUUCUUGGAAUGGAUGCGCCACUCUUUAAGGUAAAGGAUAUAACUAUGGCCAUCCCACGAGGUCAGCUCGUCGCUGUAGUUGGGCCUGUUGGGAGCGGCAAGUCCAGUUUACUGCAGGGACUGAUAGGGGAGAUGAGGAAGGUCUCCGGGCAUGUCUCAUUUGGCGGUCGCGUUGGUUAUUGUCCGCAGACUGCAUGGAUCCAGAAUCGUGAUAAUAUCACUUUUGGCCAACCAUUCGAGGAAGACAGAUAUUGGCACGUUAUCGAGACUGCCUGUCUACUUCCUGAUCUCCAACUGCUCCCAGAUGGAGAUUUAACUGAGAUCGGAGAAAAGGGUAUCAAUCUCAGCGGUGGCCAAAAACAGAGAGUCAACAUUGCUCGCGUUCUGUACUUUAACCCUGAAAUUGUCAUAUUUGAUGACCCGCUCUCGGCGGUGGAUGCUCAUGUCGGAAAGUCUUUAUUCCAAGAUGCCAUCGUGGGUGCCCUGCGAAAUCGUGGUAUUACUGUCAUUCUGGUUACGCAUGCGAUUCACUUCCUCUCUCAAGUGGAUCACAUCUAUAUCAUGAACAAUGGCUGCAUCACAGAAAGCGGGACCUACAACGAACUGAUCUCCAGCGGCGGAGACUUUGCGCAUUUGGAUCUGGAGUUCGGUGGUCAUGCGUCAGAGGGGAAAGAUGCAGACCAGGCAGAUGAAGUUACUCCGCAGACAGGCGUUACCAUUCAGGAUGUGAAGUUGAAGUCAGAACGAGCCAAAGGAAAGGCUACCGGCAGUGGUAAACUCGAAGGUCGCUUAAUGGUCAAGGAGAAGCGGUCGACGGGCUCUGUGUCCUGGGGAGUAUACAGGACCUACUUGAAUGCGGGACGUGGUUCAACAUUAGGACCUCUAGUUCUUCUCUUCGUGCUCGCGAUGCAGGGAAGCCUGAUCUUAAACUCGUACACGCUAGUUUGGUGGGAGGCCAACACAUUCAACCGACCAAUCUCGUUCUAUCAGACGUUGUAUGGCUGCCUCGGGGCUGUCCAAGUUAUCUUCACAUUCUUGCUUGGUGCUGGAAUGGACUUGUUUUCCUAUCAUGUGUCACAAAAUCUGCACCACAAGUCCCUACGUAACGUCUUUUAUGCGUCCAUGUCCUUCUUCGACACUACACCUAUGGGCCGAAUCCUGAGCAUUUUUGGCAAAGAUAUCGACAGUGUUGACAAUCAAUUACCACAAUCAAUGAAAUGGCUUCUCCUUUCUCUGUCCAACGUUAUGGGCUCUGUCGUCAUCGUUUCUGUCCUUGAACCAUACUUUGUUAUUGCUGUGUUCUUCAUCCCUCUCGGUUACGGCUAUUUCACUGCCUUUUAUCGAGCUAGUGCCCGUGAGGUCAAGCGCCUGGACUCUAUGUUUCGCUCUCUUAUGUAUGCCCACUUUUCCGAGAGCUUGACAGGACUUCCUACUAUCCGAAGCUACGGAGAAAUGGGGCGGUUCAUUGACGCCAAUAGGUACUAUGUUGAUGUGGAGGAUAGAGCCCUAUUCAUCGUAGUUGCAAACCAGAGAUGGCUUGCAGUAAGGUUGGACUUCAUUGGAGGCAUAUUGGUCUUCCUUGUUGCUCUUCUCACAGUGAUCGACGUCUCCGGGAUUAACGCCGCCCAGAUAGGGUUGGUACUGACGUAUACAACCUCGCUGUCGCAAAUGUGUACUCUCCUUACCAAACAGACAGCAGAUGUUGAGAAUGCCAUGAAUGCAGUGGAACGAUUGGCACAGUACGUCGAAGGCGACACAAUUACUCAAGAGGCUCCGUAUGAGAUCGAAGAACGAAAGCCACCGGCAUAUUGGCCCGAACAUGGCGCUGUCGAAUUUAACGACAUCAAAAUGGCAUACAGGCCGGGCCUUCCCAAUGUAUUGAAGGGCAUCUCGGUCAAAAUCAGGGGAGGCGAAAAGAUAGGCGUUGUUGGAAGGACUGGUGCCGGAAAAUCUUCACUGAUGCUCGCACUGUUUCGAAUUGUUGAGUUGUCUGGUGGUUCAAUCACUAUCGAUGGCGUCGACAUAUCUACUAUUGGUCUCAAAGACCUCCGCUCCAAGAUUUCUAUUAUCCCACAAGAUCCUCUUCUAUUCAGCGGGACCAUACGCUCCAACCUGGAUCCAUUCUGCCAACACAGUGACAUAGAGCUAUGGGACGCGCUGCAUCGAUCUUGUCUUCUUGAUUCUAGCAUCACCUUGGAACAGUCAUCUUCUGACGAUUUCGUUAGCAGCGAACAAACUUCCCCCAGCCGCCACAACCUGGACAGCACUAUUGAGAGUGAGGGCGCGAACCUCAGUGUUGGGGAAAGAUCUCUGCUCAGUCUAGCUCGCGCGCUGGUGAAAGAUUGCAAAGUCGUCGUACUCGACGAGGCCACGGCCUCUGUCGAUCUCGAGACUGAUAGCAAGAUCCAGCGCACUAUCCAGAGAGAAUUCCAAAAUCGCACGCUACUUUGUAUUGCCCACCGACUUCGAACUAUCAUCUCAUACGACCGGAUUUUGGUCCUCGACGCUGGCAUUGUUGCGGAAUUUGACACUCCAUCCAAUCUCUUCAUGGAGGGUGGAAUUUUCCGCGGAAUGUGUGAGAGGAGUAAUAUCUCAUUAAGAGAUAUAGAGAUGAGUAGACAGGUUUAGUGGAGUUCGAGGUUUAUUUAUUUUCAUGUUGGUAAGGCCCGCAUACCGUUGUGUUUCCGCAGAUAUCGAUAAUACCUAUAGAUUAGGCCCUACUUAUACUAGUGAUACUUAUACUAGUGAUACUUGUACCUGGAGCACUUCUGUCAUGUAGCGAUCUUGAAGCUGAUAUCAUUCCUUGCUCACACUCGAGAGAAUGUAAACUUCAAAACUUCUCGGGCUUCGAUCGAUGUAGGGCAGCAAUGCUUUGUGCUCAAAGCUUGGGACGUUAUAUCCGCAGACGGCAUUGAGGGGGGUCAGAUGCCCUAGUAUGCUUUCUUUCCGGUUAGUAUACGUAAGGCCGAGAAAUGUCUAUGUCAAAAGCGUUGCCCACGAUUCGCGAAUGGAAGAAAAUGGGGACCCGGCAAAAGUGACAGUCGACUCGAGUUCUUGC
Molecule: messenger RNA, 4714 nt
Organism: Suillus clintonianus
Lineage: Eukaryota; Fungi; Basidiomycota; Agaricomycetes; Boletales; Suillaceae
Product: ABC protein
Exons: 39
Coding region: 1-4284 (1427 amino acids)
Biological process (GO): transmembrane transport
Cellular component (GO): membrane
Molecular function (GO): ABC-type transporter activity; ATP hydrolysis activity; ATP binding
Source: RefSeq, a predicted model, not a curated record